Cyprinodon tularosa is the source of this 869-nucleotide messenger RNA. RefSeq names its product zinc finger DHHC-type containing 1 (gene zdhhc1). The transcript has 4 exons. The annotation marks the transcript as partial. NCBI's taxonomy places the organism in Eukaryota, Metazoa, Chordata, Actinopteri, Cyprinodontiformes, Cyprinodontidae. The record is from RefSeq and is a predicted model, not a curated record.
GAUGAGAACCACUCAGGGACUCUAGGUUACACCAACCCUCAUCCGGACAUUCAGGAGCCCCCUGCCCAGAGGGACACAGACUUCCUGACCAACGGCAGCAUAAGGAGCGCAUCUAACCCUGUCCCUCAGGAGGAGGCUCCGCCCAACAUCUCUGCAGAGCGGAAAGCACACACGCAUCGACACACACAGAAGAAGAAGAAGAAAAAGGUACGCCGAGUCCCAGCUGAGUUGACCAGAGAGCACUGCCCUCCCGUAGCUCCGCCCCCAGCAGCAGAGCCCAGCAGCACGUCUGCCUUUUCCUUGGGUCAGCGGCUUCCUUUCCCAGCAUUCCCACUGAGGGCCUCCCUGCCCCCCCUGGCCCCCCCCCUGGGCUCCGUCCAGGCUGCCGCCCCUCCGGCAGAGUACCACUCAGACUCCGCAGAGUCCCUGGAGGAGAUCCCGGUGGCCCUGGCCAAGCUGGGUUCCUCCUCGUCCGCAGCAGCCGGGGAGGCCUCCAGAUCAUCCCGCAUGCUGAUCCGGGGCGUUCAGCAGCAAUCCCCCCUCCCCAGGGCAAAGAAGAAGACCUCCUCCUCUCGAGCCAAUAAAAACCCAGCCGAGCUGAGGUUUGAAAUGGCGUCCACGCAGCCUCCGUCUGUGUUUGUAAGUCGGUCGAGUGGAGAGCCUGGUGAGGACUUUGGUCUGGGCUGGGAGCAGACCAGAACCAGACCUGCAUCCAGGACGUCUCUGGGUUCCCAGCGGUGACCGGAACCUUCUUCAGCGUCUCUGCUGAAAAGGAAGGGACUUUUAUUCUGAAAGGGUCCGCUCUUAUUUAAAGUUGGACAUGAUUUUUUUUAUUUGACGGACAAAGUGACUCCCUGUGUGUGUUCCCC